Carassius carassius (crucian carp) is the source of this 3287-nucleotide messenger RNA. Its product is annotated as calsyntenin-1. The record is from RefSeq and is a predicted model, not a curated record. Gene Ontology annotation, biological process: positive regulation of synaptic transmission; homophilic cell-cell adhesion; positive regulation of synapse assembly. Gene Ontology annotation, molecular function: X11-like protein binding; kinesin binding; amyloid-beta binding. The transcript has 19 exons. Gene Ontology annotation, cellular component: cell surface; postsynaptic membrane. Lineage: Eukaryota; Metazoa; Chordata; Actinopteri; Cypriniformes; Cyprinidae. The coding region runs from base 220 to 3147 and encodes 975 amino acids.
UGGAUGCAGCUACGGAGCGGCGAGAGAGAGACUGAACGGUGAUUGAAAGAGAAGAGAGCUGAACGGCGGUGGCGGCAGCCAUCUUAAAACUACCGCACUAAUCCGAGAUAUACAUCCUCUGGAUAUUUCUGCAACACCGAGCUAAAUCAGAUUUUACCGGGCGAGAGGAGACAGAAUACCAUUUCUUAAUUCGUUCGCUGUUUUUAAACUGAAGACGGGAUGCGGAUCCGCGGGGUGAAACCUUUCGCUUCUGCAGUCGGUCUGCUCUUAGGACUAUUAUGCGCGGUGGAGGCAGCCAAAGUAAAUAAGCACAAGCCAUGGAUUGAGACCACGUAUCAUGGUAUCGUAACGGAAAAUGAUGACAAAGUUCUCCUGGACCCUCCGCUGAUAGCCUUGGAUAAAGAUGCCCCGUUGCGCUAUGCAGAGAGUUUUGAGGUGACCUUCACCAAAGAAGGGGAGAUCUGCGGCUUCAGGAUUCAUGGGCAGAAUGUGCCGUUCGAGGCGGUGGUGUUGGAUAAAUCCACUGGCGAGGGCGUGAUCCGGGCCAAGGAUAAACUGGAUUGUGAGCUGCAAAAGGAACACACCUUCACCAUCCAGGCCUACGACUGUGGAGAGGGACCUGAUGGCAGCAACAUGAAGAAAUCUCACAAGGCUACCAUCCACAUCCAAGUGAAUGACAUGAACGAGUAUUCACCGGUGUUCAAAGAGAAGUCCUACAAAGCCACAGUGAUAGAGGGCAAAAAGUAUGACAGCAUCCUGAAGGUGGAGGCCGUGGACGCUGACUGCUCUUUCCAGUUCAGUCAGAUCUGCAGCUAUGAGAUUGUCACCCCCGAUGUGCCCUUUACCAUUGACAAGGAUGGCAACAUCAAGAACUCCGAGAAGCUGAACUACAGCAAGGAACGCAUGUACAAACUCACCGUGACUGCAUAUGACUGCGGUAAAAACCGCGCAUCUGAGGAUGUUCUUGUAAAAAUCAACAUUAAGCCCACAUGCAAACCAAGCUGGCAAGGAUUUAAUAAAAGGAUUGAAUAUGAGCCUGGUACAGGCAGUCUAGCCCUGUUCCCCAGCAUGCACCUGGAGACCUGCGAGGAGCCAAUCACCUCCAUUCAGGCCAGCAUCAUGCUGGAGACUAAUCACAUCGGCAAGGGCUGUGACCGCGACACCUACUCCGAAAAAUUCCUGCACAAGCUGUGCGGUGCCAGUGCUGGUACUGUGGAGCUGUUGCCUGCUCCCAGCAACUCUGCCAAUUGGACUGUCGGCUUGCCCACUGACAACGGGCACGACAGCGACCAGGUGUUUGAGUUCAACGGCACCCAGGCCAUCAAGGUCCCUGAGGGUGUGGUGAGCACCACCCUGAAAGAGCCCUUCACCAUCUCGGUGUGGAUGAGACACGGACCUGGAGGCAGGGAGAAGGAGACCAUACUCUGCAACUCUGACAAGACUGAGAUGAACAGGCACCACUACUCUCUGUAUGUACACAACUGUCGUCUUGUGCUGCUGCUGCGUCAGGAGCCUACCGAAUCUGAGAACUACAAACCAGCUGAAUUCCACUGGAAACUCGAUCAAGUGUGUGAUAAAGAAUGGCAUCACUACGUGUUAAACAUUGAGUUCCCAGCAGUGACUUUGUUUGUGGAUGGUUCCAACUUCGAGCCCUUCCUGGUUACGGAGGAUUACCCUCUGCAUGCCUCCAAGAUCGAAACCCAGCUCACCAUCGGCGCCUGCUGGCAAGACCUCUCAGGACAUGACAAUGAUACUGAGACUCUCUCAGAGUCUUUGACAGGUGGCAGCGCUCGCAUGACUCAGUAUUUCAGGGGCAACUUAGCUGGACUCAUGAUCCGCUCCGGCAAACUGGAGAACAAGAAAGUUAUCGACUGCCUCUACACCUGCAAGGAAGGUCUUGAUGUGCAGCUUCCAGAGGAGGUAGCCUCUGCUGUGAAGGUGGAGUUUAACCCCAACCAGUCUUCUCUGAGUCUGGAGGGAGAUGACAUUGAGAGCUUUGAGAAAGUGAUGCAGCACAUCUCCUACCUGAACUCCCGGCAGUUCCCCACCCCAGGAAUCCGCCAUCUGCGUGUCUCCACCACUGUCAAAUGCUUCAAUGAGGAGACGUGCAUCUCCGUGCCUGACUCUGAAGGCUACGUGAUGGUUCUCCAGCCAGAGGAGCCAAAGAUCAGCCUCAGUGGAAUUGACCAUUUUGCCCGUGGAGCAGCUGAAUUUGAGAGUACGGAGGGCGUUACGCUCUUCCCUGAGCUGCGCAUCGUCAGCACCAUCACCCGUGAGGUGGAGGUGGAGGCUGAGACCGAAGCCGAGGAUGAUCCCACAGUGCAAGAGACGGUGGUAUCUGAGGAGAUCAUGCAUAACUUGGACACGUGUGAGGUGACUGUGGUGGGAGAUGAACUGAAUGGAGAUCAUGAGAGUUUGGACGUGGAUCUGGUCCAGAUCCAGCAGAGAGCUCUGGAGAUGAGCUCUUCUAACGUGGGCAUGGUCAUCACAGGGGUUAACACCAUGGCGAACUACGAACAGGUCCUGCAUCUGAUCCGCUACAGGAACUGGCACACAGAGGCACUGUUUGACAGGAAGUUUAAACUCGUCUGCUCUGAACUCAAUGGCCGCUACAUUAGCAAUGAAUUCAAGGUCGAGGUCAAUGUGAUCCAUACAGCCAACCCCAUGGACCAUGCAAACAAUGCUAUGGUCGAGCCUCAGUUCAUUAAUCAAGUACAGCAUGCUUCAGUGGACCUGUCUGGACACAACCUGGCCAACACCCAUCAGGCCUCAGUUGUCCCCAGUGCUGCCACCGUCGUUAUCGUUGUGUGUGUGAGCUUCCUGGUGUUUAUGAUCAUCCUGGGCGUCUUCCGUAUCCGUGCUGCCCACCAGCGCACCAUGAGGGACCAGGAAAACGGCAAAGAGAACGAGAUGGACUGGGAUGACUCUGCUCUCACCAUUACAGUCAACCCAAUGGAGACUUAUGAGGAUCAGCACAGCAGUGAAGAGGAAGGAGACGAGGAAGAGGAAGAGAGCGAGGACGGAGAGGAGGAAGACGACAUCACCAGUGCAGAGUCAGACAGCAGUGAGGAUGAGGGCGGCGAACAGGAAGACCAGCAGGGUUCGAGCAGACAGCAGCAGCUGGAGUGGGACGACUCCACCUACUGAUCCUCCUGAGCACACAGUACACAUUACUUACCAACACACACACACUCACAAAACGACAAAUCCACCCACGCACCGUCACAUCCCUCUGCCAAUAGGGACACCCAUGUUCCCACUACCCAAGGAGCCAUGUGUAAAAAUGC